Eruca vesicaria subsp. sativa (arugula) is the source of this 558-nucleotide messenger RNA. The record is from the annotation of a GenBank genome assembly. NCBI's taxonomy places the organism in Eukaryota, Viridiplantae, Streptophyta, Magnoliopsida, Brassicales, Brassicaceae.
AUGGCGUACGUUUCUCAUUACUUCUCUCCAGACAUUUAUCAUUCAUUAACUCCUCACCAACAAUCUCGAGAUCGAUAUGUCGUCAUCUUCUUAGAGUCGUUUGGCAGGUGCUCCUCAUCUGUGAAUUCUGCCUGCUCUGUUUCUGGAGGUGAGGAAGUAUCAGGCGCGGCGGUGAAAUCAUGUGGCUUUCCCAUGCUUCUGGUCGACGUUAAUAACUUCAUGCUUACAGUCACAGAUCUUCCCUUACUGAUUCGGAUAAAUGAUGCAACAAAAUUUGAUGAGAACCAUACCGGUUUCACCCCUGCCUGUAGCUUUGGGUUUCGUAAUCAAAUCGAGCUAAUUGGACUACACGCAACUUCCAGGUUUUGUGAUACUGCUGAAGGUGUGUUUGUGUGUUUUGAUGGUGUGAUGAGUAAGUUACAUAACCUCAAAGCAAGCAAAGCUGGCCAGAUGCUAUAUGGAAAGCAAGACUUCCACUUUCCAGAUCAGGGAGGUUGCGAUGAUGAUGGGGACGACGGUAUAGAUGAUAAUCCAGUGUCGACUAAGCUGAUGCUGUAG